Messenger RNA from Pomacea canaliculata, 1600 nucleotides. RefSeq names its product sensorin-A-like. Bases 69 to 425 code for a protein of 118 amino acids. The transcript has 3 exons. The record is from RefSeq and is a predicted model, not a curated record. Gene Ontology annotation, molecular function: calcium ion binding. Lineage: Eukaryota; Metazoa; Mollusca; Gastropoda; Architaenioglossa; Ampullariidae.
CAGUUAUCCCCGUCGGACCACCCGACCGAAGAAGACAGACCAUCCGCUCUUUCUCAUCACAAGCGGCAAUGAAGAUGCCUGGUGACCUCGUGACCGCGGCCGUCCUGCUGGCCGUCCUGUGCCUUGUCGUGUCGCUAGCCGUGGAGGAUGCUGCCAGUGACCUCUCGCUCUUCACUGAUGCACAGAAGCGCGCGGGCAGGAGACGUCAGAGGGACGAACCAUUCAAGGCCGGCUACUUGUUCGGCAAGAGGUCCCAGUGGUCAGAAGGGGGGUCUUCAGGGCUGAUGAGGACGCUGGCUGGCACGGUGAUGUCAGUAGAGGAAUUCACUCAGGCCAUUCAGCAAGAUUCAGAACUCGCCACCCACGUCGCCCGAUACUUGGACAGAAAUGGCGAUGGUUACGUGUCUGUCAGCGAACUACUGUGACGUCAUCCUCCAGGCUGCACGUGCUCGGCAGACACGUGCCUCAUCUGUGGGGAGUGCUACGUCACGCGCCUUGACAUCCUGCUGAACCAGGAAACACCGUGCUUUCCUCUACACCAGCUGUUCCGCUUCUAAAGACUCUUUGAAAAAAAAAAAGAAGAUAAAAGUCACAACGUUUCCCUUCUAAAAAUGUCUUCAUUAGCAGAUAACGUUGAUGAUUCCUAGAAAACUCGUAGAUAAGCAAGGACAGCAUUCAAGCAAACGAAAUUUGGUUUUUUACGCAUGACAAACGUUCGCUGUUACUAAAACCAGUUUUUUCACACGAUGACUAAAUUUUUCUCAUUGAAUAAAUGCGCAUUUUCUGGUAGUUUCAGACAUAGGAAUAACACUGUCUGCUCUUCAUUAAUUACAGUGAAAGACAUGGCCAUCAGGGAUAACACCCUCAAAAUCCAGAAUUUUUUUUUUUAAGCAGCUAUAAAGUAACAAAAUGUCACAAUUUUCGGUAUCAAGAACAUUUAUGACAUACGUACUCUGUGAAUGCUAGCCACUAAUUAAAACACCGAAGAAGAAAAAAGUAGCUUUGCUCUUUUUUUUUUUUUUUUACUGAAUGGCACGUGUACAUAACAUGGUAUUUUGAUCCUUCUAGUUUUAUUUGCGAACUAUAGCUAUUGUCCCCUCUUUUCCGUUCCUUUGUUUUACUUUUUCUAUUUCAGUAAAAAUACCUAUUUCCCCACCGGUAAGUCUAUGAGGGAAAUAAAUUUCUUGAAACCGUAAAACCGAGGUAGUCAUUAAUUUUUCAACAGCAUCGCUUCAGCCGCUCUUUCCCUCGCCCAGAACUCUUCUUUAAGAGGACGCAAGACGAUGACGCACGACUGUCAAGCAGCGAGAAGGUUCCAGAACGACUCUUUAUCCGCAGGUUUUAUUCCACUGCUGCGCCAUCAGUCCCAGGCACUAGGAAACUCAUAUACAUCAAAGUAGACGUCCGCAGAGCGUUCGGAAAUUUGAAACUGCGGCUUUGUAUACAUAUAGGUAUAGCAGGAUGGUAGUGGCUGCCCAUACAGUACAUUCGUGGCUAUUUUAAGAUGGAAGUGUUAGUGAUGACAAAUUUCUGUUGGUUUGCAUGGCUAUUUGUGCUGAGGAUAAGGCAAAGAUAUCAAAUAAAGUACCUCUGGCGUUGA